Molecule: messenger RNA, 1254 nt
Organism: Gaeumannomyces tritici R3-111a-1
Lineage: Eukaryota; Fungi; Ascomycota; Sordariomycetes; Magnaporthales; Magnaporthaceae
Exons: 1
Coding region: 1-1254 (417 amino acids)
Biological process (GO): chromatin remodeling
Cellular component (GO): nucleus
Molecular function (GO): histone demethylase activity
Source: RefSeq, a predicted model, not a curated record
AUGCAUUGCGAAGAUGCCAGAUGGUUUUCGAUCAAUGUCAACGGUUUUGGGUGGAAGAUCUGGAUCCUUCUAUCCCAGAAAGACACGGCGACAUUCGAGAAAUACAUCAGAAAACGCUGGGGCGACGGCAUCUGCGAUGAUCAGUGGGUGCGCCACCACAGCCUGUUCAUUAGCCCGAAGGAGCUGCGUAGGGCAGGCAUCAACUUCGAUCUCGUCGUCGCUGGUCCUGGCGAUGCGGUGGUCACCGCACGCGGACAGUACCACGAAGUCGUCAACAUGACGUCCUCGCUAGCUGUUGCUAUCAACUUUCAGCUACCCAGCGAGCCGAUAUUCCCGGGAUCUACAUGGCGCGUUUGUCAGGAAUGCGGGCUAUAUGCGUUGGGCGAUAAUGAAGGGCGCGACGUAUUAAAGAGAGUAGAGCCUUCACCCCCACCCUCUCCCCCCUCCUCGCCCAAUGAUGAUUGCGAGGAGACGGAGCACGUCGACUCUGGAUUGUCUAAGCAAACAGCCACAUUGAGCGCUUCUGCUCCUGCCAGGGUCUCCCCAAAAGACAAGGGGAGGCGCGCUGCAGGCAAGCCAGAAUCAGCAAGACAGGGCCAUAACAACACCCACCAGUCCAAAAGGAAACGCUCCACAGGCGGGUCGUCGGCACGACGCACUCAAGAAAACUCGUCGUGCCAACCAGAAGAGCCACCGCAAGACAGGCGACCAGCGAAGCUGCGGAAGGAUACUCCAGAUCUCAGGGAGCUAGCAAACGAAAUAAUUGGUCCACAUGCGAGAAUGCGACUCAGGGGCCAUAUUAUUACAUUGGUCAAUAUCGCUACCGAGAGGAAGAGCCUCGUCCUGGGCUCAGAUUCCGUUUUGCCCGAUGAUUGGGCGAAACAACUGGACCAUUACUAUUCGCUUUCUCAGCAAUGGGAGAAGUAUGAAGCGUUCAGCGGAAUGGUGGCUUCGAUUUUUGCCACCAAGGCCGUUAUGGUCAUGUACGACAAACUUUUUCCCGGCAAAACAAUAUUUAACGACGACGGCAAACUAAAAAGUUUUCCGGGAAACCACGCCGACAAAUUCGCAGCACAAUUCAACAUAUCGCCCCUCUCGUUUAGGACCUGGAAAGCGCAGAAAGGCAACCUCAUCUGGCUCGGAAUGGAUUUUAUACCAUUGCUGCCAUCCGUCCGAGUUUUCCAGCGACUGAGCAAGACAGAAUUGACAGAACUCCUGGGAUAUCUAUCACGGGGCGGCGCGGGAACUAGGUAG